Molecule: messenger RNA, 5018 nt
Organism: Osmerus eperlanus (European smelt)
Lineage: Eukaryota; Metazoa; Chordata; Actinopteri; Osmeriformes; Osmeridae
Gene: tecpr1b
Product: tectonin beta-propeller repeat containing 1b
Exons: 25
Coding region: 280-3900 (1206 amino acids)
Biological process (GO): autophagosome maturation
Cellular component (GO): lysosomal membrane; autophagosome membrane
Molecular function (GO): phosphatidylinositol-3-phosphate binding
Source: RefSeq, a predicted model, not a curated record
CGGAUAGUUAAGUGAAGCUGAACACUGUCCCGUCUGCUUGAUUCAGUAAUAGACACUAUCCCAAAAAGCCUUUCCUGUCCAUCUCAUAAUAUCACUUGCAACGUCGUUUUGUGCAUAUUUUGAAUGGUCUGUUGACACUGAAUAUCUCUUCAGGAUGGGGGCAUUAAGAUGUCAGGUGUCUAGUAGAGACACGCACCUGAGUAUCUGAUAGCAUGACGCGUCUGUGGCGAGUCACUUGACAACUGCGGAUCGGACGGGAAACUAUAUUCAGCGCCCAUCAUGACCAGCUCGCUGUUAUGGUCAGUGGACGUGUACGGGAAGGUGUACAGCCUGUCUACCGCCAGUGGGCGCUGGGAACGCACCGAGGACUCGCUGCUUGAGCUUAAGCGUGUCACCGCUGGAAAGAGGUGCAGCUGGGGAAUUGGCUGUGACCAUCACGUUUACCUCAACAUUAACCCGGGUGUCGAGCCCAUCCGAUAUCGGGAAGAGACCUAUGAAAACCAGAGGUGGAACCCUGUGGAUGGCUUCACAGACGUCCUGUUGCCCACCGACCGCUGGCCGUGGAGUGACGUGACAGGAAUGAUGUCCCUGCCCCUGCACAGCUUCCUGCUGCCUUCGCUCAGCUGGGAGUGGGAGGGGGACUGGUACGUGGACCAGAGCUGUGGAGGAGACCCAGCUGAGACAGGGGGCUGGGAAUACGCAGUGGACUUUCCUGCAAAUUUCUCCCACGAGAAGAAGUGGAACUCCUGUGUUCGUCGCAGGCGGUGGUUUCGCUACAGGAGAUACAAAGCCCGGGGAGAAUGGGCCAAGAUCCCCCUGGACCACCCGAAGAGACCCCCACUGCCCCUCAGCGACAUCAGCUGCGGAGGCUGGGAGAUGAGCGACCAGCCCGGGAGGCACCAUUUCCUGUGGGGCGUGUCCCAACAAGGACAGGUGUGGUUCAGGGAGGGUAUCCAGCCACUGGUCCCAGAGGGCUCGUGCUGGGAGGAGGUGGAGGUCCCCAGGGAGUUGUCCCAGCUGUCUGCCGGCCCCGGGGACUUGCUUUGGGCGCUGCUCUGGGACGGACAGCUGCUGGUCAGGACAGGCAUCACCCUGGACAGCCCCACAGGCAUCUCAUGGGUGGUGGUGGAUGCACCAGGCAAAGAGGGCACUGCCAUUCAUGUUGCGGUGGGGGUUGGCGUGGUCUGGGUGGUUACCAAGGACUACAAGGUGUGGUUCAGGAGAGGUGUGAACUCCCACAACCCCUGUGGCUCAGGGUGGAUCAGCGUCGGAGGGGAGAUGAUGAUGGUGGAUGUAGGGCUUAACGAUCAGGUGUGGGGUGUUAGCGAGGACCGUGGGCUCUACUUCAGGAUGGGUGUUACCCCCUCUGAACCCAGUGGUAGGGGCUGGAUCCCUAUCUUGGCCCAAUGGGGCAGCAGCAGGGAAGUGGCCCCGCCCAGUGAUGGCCCUGAGUUCGGAGGUCAGGUGACCGAGGCGUCCCAGGGCUCCGUGCUGGGCUGCGAAGAUUCAGACUUGGACACCUUCCCCACUGGCGUUUCAUCCUCCCCCUCUUCUGCCACAAUCCCCGGAUUAGGGGACACCCCCAAGCCCUGUGUCCCCAAAGUCACCAGCGAUAGCUUCAUCUCCAGUCUGGUCUCUGACCGCGAGAGAACCCCCGCACCCCAACUGUCCUCUCCUGAGGAACCCCCAGGGGAUCACCAGGAGGCUGCCCCAGUCCCAAGCCCUGCUUCCCCAGGUGCUGCUGGACCUGAGGUCCCUUGGAGCAACGUGGACCUACAGGGUGCCGAGGGAGCCCAGGCGGAGGGUCCGUCCCUGGCUACGGCUGGGGCCACAGGGCCCCCUUCCUCGGUAGCUACUUACCCACUGGGACUGGAGCCCUCCCAGGGUAUGGGGGAAGAGGAAGGCCCGGUAUGGGCUUGGAUCACAGGAGGGGGCUGUGAUGUGGAUUCCAGCUCCCAGAUCAGCUGGCUCAGUCCUACAGGUCCUCUCACCAGCUCCCUGUCCCUGACCCCAGUCCAGUCAGCAACCUGGAGGGAGCAGGAGCAGCCCAGAGACCGCAGCAGUAAGAGGCCCCUGGAGAGGAGCGCGUCUGUGUGGAUGAGAAAGGGCAGCAUGCGCUGGUGGAGGGACUGGAAGCCCCAGCGCUGGGUGGAUGUGGGCAUGGCCCUGGAGCAGUCCACCAAUAGCAACGGGUGGAGAGACAGCAUCUUCUUUAUCUACUACACCCAAUAUGACGAAAAGAAGUACCUCCAUGUGUUUGUGAGCGAGGUGACAGCUCUGGUCCCGGUCCUGCGGGAUUCCCAGCAUGCCUUUGCUGUGUACACAGCCCAGAGGACCAAACAGAGGUGGCCUCUCAUCCUGGCAGCCCCCACAGAGAAGGAUAUGAACGACUGGUUGUCACUGUUGGUAGAGUGCUGCUGUGAGGCCAGAGGGAUCAGGGGACCCCUGUCCAGACAGGCCCUGUGGUCUGUCACAUCUAAAGGGGACGUGAUGGUCCACGAGCCCUCGCCCUGCCUGGAGGCCCCCGUACACACGCUUGCCUGCGACCUCAUGUUCUGGCGGCAGGUUCCGGGCCACCUUCGCUGUGUAGAAUGUAACAGUUUGGGGGUGGUGUGGGGCGUCGGGUGCGACGGCACCGCCUGGGUCUACUCCGGGCGCUGUGGAGAGUCUGGGGACCAGCCCUCUCAGGGAACUACGGACAGCGUUCAGACCCAGACAGAUGUGCGGAGUGUGUAUGUCUAUGAGAACCAGAGAUGGAACCCCAUGACUGGAUACACAGACAAAGGUCUCCCUACAGACAGGCCCAUGUGGAGUGAUGAGAGUGGGCUGAAGGAGUGCACCAAGACAAACACACACCCUCCCUCUCUUCAAUGGACCUGGGUGACAGAGUGGACCAUCGACAACGGCAUCCCUGGGGGGACAGAUAAAGAGGGGUGGCAGUAUGCAGCAGACUUUCCUGUGACAUUUCACGGCCACAAGACAAUGAAAGACUUUGUGAGGCGCAGGCGCUGGGCCAGGAAGUGUCAGAUCAGUGUGAUUGGGCCGUGGCAGCAGAUCCCGCCCAUCCCCCUGAGUGACAUCACAAUCUUACCAUGUCUGGCCCAGAGCUGCAUAGAACAGGUCCCUGUGUGGGCCGUGAGUGACAAAGGGGAUGUCCUCUGUCGCCUUGGGGUCACCCCUUUAAAGCCCCAGGGCACUUCCUGGCUGCACAUCGGGACAGACCAGCCCUUCAAGUCAAUUUCCAUCGGCGGUGCCAACCAGGUUUGGGCCAUCGCCAGGGACGGAGCCGUUUUCUACAGGGGCUCCGUGUCUGCCCAGAACCCUGCAGGAGAGUGUUGGUAUCACAUCCCCUCCCCUGCAAAGCAGGCCCUGAAACAGCUGUCUGUGGGGCGGACCUCCGUCUACGCUGUGGAUGAAAAUAGUAACCUCUGGUACAGACAAGGCCUGACCCCCAGCUAUCCCCAGGGCUCAGCCUGGGAGCUCAUCUCCAACAAUGUCACCAAGGUCUCUGUGGGACCCCUUGACCAGGUGUGGAUCAUAGCAGACAGGGUCCCCGGCUUCCCCUCUGAGCCCCCUGGAACCGUUUGUCACCGGCUGGGGGUGGGGCCCAUGCAGCCCAAGGGCCAAUCCUGGGACUACGGCAUAGGGGGAGGAUGGGAGCACAUCAGUGUGCGAGGGAAUGCAUCCGAAGGACAGCGUGCACCCCCACCCCAAGCAACACUCCCUGCCAGCCCCCACACCCCUCGAGCCCCCCUUCCUGCCAGCCCCCACACUCCUCGCACCCCCCUUCCUGCCAGCCCCCACACCCCUCGCGCCCCCCUUCCUGCCAGCCCCCACACCCCAUCGAGCCCCCUCCCUAGGCCAGAAGGUCAGGUCAAUGGGACUGCUAUGAGCCUGUAGAGGCCAGCAUCCUUUCCCCUCCAUCCCAACAGCCACAUCUGUGCCUGGUUCCAUUCUAUCAUCCCUUUCCCCAAACCCAGAAUCCCCUCCCAUCAGGAAAGCACAACACAAGCUCUUGGCCGUGUUAACUACGAUUCUUCCCUCCUUUUGCUGUCUGUUUAUCUUCAAAUGUAACAUGAGCAGACAUCAAAACACUGUAGCUGCUAUCCACCUAGGGAAGCAAGCAUAUAAGAGUAGGAUAUAUGGUUCCAAAAUAAACAGUGACCCUGUGUUCCAGUCCCGCUAGUUUUUAGGUUCAGCGAUGGCACUUUACAGAACAGUGAAUGUUAGAGCACAUGUCCGGUUUCCAUAAAACGCAAGCACAAAACAUUUAUUAGAUUGUGGAUUUGGCAGCCUGAAGCUGUGUCGCCUCCUCUUGGGAAUGGGCUGAAUUGACAGAGGAGGCUCCGCAUAACACUCCAUUUGGUUAUUUUGUAGCACUUAUGUAGCUUUCUGGGACACUGAGGAAAGAUUACUUACAAUGAAAGAGUUCAGUAAAGGGCUUAGACUUGGUUUGGAAGAAACCCAUUUGCAUAAGUGUAAUCAACCCCUUGACCUCUCCCGACUGUGUAGUUGUAAACAGGUUGUAAACUUUUUUUUGGUUUGUUUUUUCAGUAUUAAUUUAUUUUAUGCUUGACAUAGUUCAAGAUGUUGUUUCCUGUAUACCCAUUUAUCCAUUAUUUUCAACCUGAAGAUGUUCAGUGUUUGCAGUAUUUGUUUUGUGUGUAAUAGUGAGUUUCUUUCAGCUUCCAAAACUGACAUUCCUAGAUCUCCUGUGGACUUUCAUAACCUUGACGAUCACUCUUUGGGUUAUACAUACAUGAGUGUGAUACAAAUAUACUACCCCUCCCCAAGAUGUCACAAAACAAUCUCAAAGCCUAUAACAUGGAUUUGGGUUUAGUGAUGUCCAGGAAAUGUUUUCUGAAUUGUUAUAUUUUUUCCUUCAAUACUGUUAUCCUGUCAGUAUUAUGUUAAAAUAUAUUUUGACCAGGACUGUUAAAUACAGCAGAUCUGAAUCUUAAUACCUAUACCUGGAAUUCACAAGGUCAUUGAACUGGGAAUAAACUUCAGAACCGCUU